Bicyclus anynana (squinting bush brown) is the source of this 3888-nucleotide messenger RNA. Its product is annotated as organic cation transporter protein-like. Gene Ontology annotation, biological process: transmembrane transport. Gene Ontology annotation, cellular component: membrane. Bases 518 to 2197 code for a protein of 559 amino acids. Lineage: Eukaryota; Metazoa; Arthropoda; Insecta; Lepidoptera; Nymphalidae. Gene Ontology annotation, molecular function: transmembrane transporter activity. The transcript has 7 exons. The record is from RefSeq and is a predicted model, not a curated record.
GUAGUAUUAAAGUAAAUAGGCAGUCCUACAAGAACGACAACUAUGUAUGAGUAAGAACGGCUGUCAUAACCACUAAUAAAUAUAAAUUAAAAACUCGUGCUAGAUGUAAUCUGUGAUAAGAAAUCUUACUACGCAGGCGUGUAAUUACAUACUUUAAUACGAGUUGAUAGGUAUGGUGGCAUUUCAACUGCCGCGAACAAUAUCCCUGAAUAAAAAGUUGGACACGCAUAAAAACGAGACCAUAGCAUGAAACACGGAUUUUAUAUGUCUGACCAAGCAAAAAUGAUUAUUAUACUUUGCACUGGCCUUAGAGGACAGUUGUAAUUGCUAGUCAAUUUGAAAAUAAACAACAAUUAAUAGAUUUGUUAAUAUGAUCAAUAAAUAGUUCGUAAGAUGCUGCAUCAGUUGAAGUAACUGACGAUUGACCUAAUAAUCUACUAACAGAUUCAUUCGCUGAACACGCGCCGGCGGGAGCGGCGCGUACAGAAAUAACUGAAACUUUCGUAAUUUUCGACAAAUGGUUUCAAACGGAGAUGAUACGAUGGAACCGCCUGAAGGAGAGAUUAAAGAGAGUAUGUACGAGAAGCCAUUGGAUCUCGAUGACGUCCUGGUGAACGAACUGGGCCAGCUGGGCCGGUACCAGCUGCGCAUAAUUGCCUUGGUGGCGAUACCCAUCAUGAUGUCAUCUUUCAUGAGUGAAUACAUCUUCUCCGCUGCUGCUAUACCUCACAGGUGCUGGAUACCAGAGUGCAACGAAACCAGCAAGGAGCAAAAGUACGACCCCACGUGGAUAUUGAACGCAGUGCCGCAGACCAGCUCAGGGUUCGCCAGCUGUCGCCGGUACGCACUCCGGACCUUCGGCACCAAAGGAUCCCUGGACAGCUGCCCGGCGAAACUGUUCGACCAGUCCAAAACUGUUGGAUGCCAGGGCUACGUUUAUGAAAACAACAAUUCGGUAGUGUAUGAUUUCGACCUCGGUUGCCAAGACUGGCUGCGCGCGUUCGCCGGCACGCUGAACAGCAUCGGCAUCCUGCUGGCGAUGCCGCUCACUGGCUACGUGUCGGACCGCUUCGGACGUCGCUUCGCGCUCGUCGUCAACGUCUUCAACCUCAGCCUGUUCGGCCUCGUCAGAGCCUUCUCCGUCAACUACACCAUGUACAUGAUACUGCAGAUUGUGCAGACCACACUUGGCGCUGGCACUUUCAGUUCUGCGUAUAUUUUUGCUGCCGAGCUCGUUGGACCGAAGUACCGAGUGCUGACAAGCGCUACUUUAUCAACAAUAUUCGCUACCGGACAAGUGAUCCUCGGCGUGGUGGCGUGGCUGGUGCAGCCAUGGCGAUACAUGCUCAUGACCCUGCACAUACCGGGCUUCGUCAUCAUCGCAUAUUACGGAGUGCUGUCCGAGAGCAUUCGAUGGCUGAUUUCCAAAAGAAAAUUCGCUGAAGCGAAACGAGUAUUGGAGAAUGUAGCGAGAGUGAAUAGGACGCAGAUAAGUGAAAAGUCUUUGCAAGCACUUAUGACAUCAUCUGAAUCUGCUCCUAAAACAAAAUCUGUUAACAGCCCUAAUUUGAUUCGAUCAAUCAUCAGAUCACCAAUCCUAUUGCGAAGAGUGUGCACCACCCCCGUUUGGUGGAUCACCACAAUCUUCAUCUACUACGGUCUAUCAAUCAACUCCACCAGUCUCUCCGACACCAUCUACCUGAACUACAUCCUGACCUGCGCGAUAGAGAUCCCGGGCUUCUACACGGCGGUGUUUGUGCUCGACAGACUCGGCAGAAAAACUACAAUCUCUUCGGGAUUCUUUUUUAGCGCCGCGUGCAAUAUAAUUUUCGUCUUCAUUCCUCACAGUCUGUCAGUGUUCCGGCUGAUAAUCUUCCUUCUGGGCAAGUUUGGCAUUUCAAUGGUGAUGACUUCAUUGUACCUGUACACGUCGGAGCUGUACCCCACGGAGUUCCGCCACAGCCUGCUCGCCUUCUCCUCCAUGAUCGGCCGCAUCGGAGCCAUCACCGCGCCGCUCACGCCCGUGCUCAUGGUGUACUGGCACGGCAUCCCAUCGAUGAUGUUCGGCGGCAUGGGCAUCCUCUCCGGGCUGCUGGUGCUGACGCAGCCGGAGACCCUGGGCACCAAGAUGCCCGACACCCUGGCCGAGGCUGAGGCGCUGGGCAGACCAGAGUCCAUGUUACAGCCACCCAGCUGAACCUCUUGCUUGUUCUUACUCUAAUGUUAAGCCUAUCAGUAGAUAAAAUACUUGUUAUACAUAUAUCUAUACGUACUAAUAUUAUAAAGCUGAAGAGUUUGUUUGUUUGUAUGCGCUAAUCUCAAGAACUACUGGUCCUAUUUGAAAAAGUCUUUCAAUGUUAGAUAGCCCAUUUAUAUAGGAAGAUUAUAGGCUAUAUAUUAGCCCCGUAUUCUUACGGGAACGGGAACCACGCGGGUGAAACCACGCGGCGUCAGCUAGUUAAAUUAUAUAGAAGGCGUUGAAAUAGUUUCCUGCGUUCACCUAAAAGUUCUGAACACGAAGAUUAUUUAAUGACUAGCGGACGCCCGCGACUUCGUCCGCGUAAAAAUCGAUGUCAACUUUCAACCCCUAUUUCACAUUCUAUUUUGCAAGUUUUAUAACUUAUACCUAAUAAAUAGUCCACUUAUCAUUUUACAUUUACAAAUGUACCUAGAAAAAUUAAGGACUUUCCGUACAAACUUUCUACCCCUACUUCACCCAUUUCUGAUUUUAUUUUCGCGACAAAAAGUAUCCUAUUAUCCUUCUACUUAUUAUGGUCUCAAAUCGUCUUAAGUAUCAUUUGAAUUCAUUCUGUAGUUUCAGCGUGAUGCCCAGUCAAAAAAAAGGCAAACAGACAAAGACAAAAAAUAGAAAAUAGGCUUCAGUAUCGAUCUCCUACCUCUACCCUACUCCUACCCUACCCGUACCCUAACUGUAUCCUACCCCUACCCUAUCCGUACCCUACCCUACCCGUAAUCUUCCCUUUCCCUACCCCUAGGAUAGGGGUAGGCCCUACCCCUACCCUACCCCUAACCUAGGCAUACACUCCCCUACCCUGCCCUACCCUACCCUACCCCUACCCUACAUUUACCCCUACCCUACCCUUACAAAACCCCUACCCUACCUGUACCCUACCCUACCUUACCCUAUACCUUCCCUGCCUUACCCCUACCCUUAGCAAAAUCGGUCCAGCCUUAUGAGCGUGGUGCGAUGACAAAGGAAAAUAGAGACUUCUAUGCUAAAAUUAUAAUCUUUGGAUCUACUGGACCGAUUUGAAAGAUCGUCAUACCAAUAGAAAGCUACGUUAUUUGCGAGUGACAUAAGCUAUGUUUGAUUCCCAUAUUCACACAGGAACGGGAACUACGUAAUUAAAAGCGCGGGGCGUCAUGUAGCGGAAUUUCUGCGUCUUUUAGAAAUUUCGUAUUAUCUCCGAAACUAUUUAACUAAUUAACAUACUAUAAAGGGCAAAUCUUAUCUCCAUAAUAUCCUUGUGAUUAUUAAAUAAUUUAUUUUGAUAAGGAUUUAAGUUAAGUAGCAUAAAUAAUGACGCAAACCUAAGUAUAUAAAAUUUAUAAUUUUUAAAACACAAAAGGUACUAUAUCUGCUAAUAUAUAGAAGAUAGAUAUAUGGUGUCGCGGACUUUUUUGUAGAACUUUUAAUGAUACAUAAAGCCUCCAUACAUUAAUUUAAAUUUUACACAAUGGUUAAGGCAGCGCAAACUUACAAACUUUACCUCUUUAUAAUAUUAGUAUAGAUAUAGAUUGCAGAGUUAGAAAAUGGGGCCAGUAAAAAUAUAAGUUUUAAUGAGUUUUAUAUAAUAAAUGUUUAUAAAAUAAAUUUUUAAUUUUAGGAGUUUUUAAAUAAACAACUGAUCUUAAGUUUAUAUUUUA